Zasmidium cellare ATCC 36951 is the source of this 1887-nucleotide messenger RNA. RefSeq lists its product as uncharacterized. The transcript has 2 exons. The record is from RefSeq and is a predicted model, not a curated record. Gene Ontology annotation, cellular component: membrane. NCBI's taxonomy places the organism in Eukaryota, Fungi, Ascomycota, Dothideomycetes, Mycosphaerellales, Mycosphaerellaceae. Bases 1 to 1887 code for a protein of 628 amino acids. Gene Ontology annotation, molecular function: monoatomic ion channel activity. Gene Ontology annotation, biological process: transmembrane transport; monoatomic ion transport.
AUGGUCAACUGGAGCAGUGUCUUCGAUUGGAAGCACCGCGACCGACGAGGCCUUCACGAUGAGAUCAGCGCCUUACUCCCGUCCCAUCGUAACCCAGACACCGUCUCGGCCAUCCCCGCGAGAGAAGUCACAUUCGUAGCACUCCGCCUGAAGUACCAACUCGAACAAGUCAUUCCCUGCGAGCUCCCCGAAGAGCGCGUCACGAAACCGCACAGCGAUGUUAUCAAUCCCGCAGUCAUCAAGACGGCCAAGUCAGCGGGCAAAGUCUCCGGUUCGGACGACGACCAUGGCGCUUGUGUGAUAUACUGUCUUCUGAUUGUGAAGCAUUGGUUUAAGAGGCAGGCUAUGCUCGAACUGUGGGACGCUGAUCUACACGAGCUACGUGCCACUGCUUGUGAGGUGCUGGCGAAGCACAUAAUCGAAGACGAGGAUGAUCACAACUAUCUCAUGGAAGAGGUGCUGCUGAAACGCUAUAGCAUAGUGGUGAACGGCGAGGACACUAAGCCAGCCAAUGCAGUCGAGAAAGCUGUGGACCUACAUGCGGUGCGCAUAAUUGGCAGCUCAGGCUAUCAAAAGUGCGUCAACCAUCUCUGGAGAGGUUGGUUGGUGCAAGACGAGGACGACCCAAGCCGGUUCAUCGACUACAAGCUGAAAACCUCGACCAACUACUGGGAUCACUUUGACCCUGACCGAAUGCGAGUACCGCAAUACCAAAAUGCCCUACAGGUUCUCAUAAGUAUCAUAUUCCUUGCACUCUACACAGGUGCGAUCAACACUAUCAACCCUGGCGGAGAGCUCGAUGUGGUCGAAGGAUUGCUCUACAUCUUCACGGCCGGCUUCAUCUGCGACGAGGCCAGCAAGUUCAUCAAGAUCGGACGAUACUACUUUGGCUUCUGGAACAUCUUCAAUACGACGCUGUACACCCUGCUCGUCAUAUCCUUCGUGCUGCGCCUGAUCGGUCUGGGUCAUGAGUGGAAAUCGGAGACACGGCUCCACUACAACACGCUGUCUUACAACUUCCUCGCCUUCAGUGCGCCGAUGUUCUGGAUGCGCCUCCUCCUGUACCUGGACGGUUUCCGAUUUUUCGGUGCCAUGCUGGUCGUGUUGAAAGUCAUGAUGAAAGAGUCUUUGAUCUUCUUCGCGCUUCUCAUUAUCGUGCUCAUUGGAUUCUUCCAAGCGUUCAUCGGCAUGGACCAAGUCGACGAGAACAUCACAGCCGCGCAAUUCAUCGUCAAAGCCAUGCUCAGCGCCAUCAUGGGUGAUCCUGACUUUGACUCAUGGGGCAAUUUCGCACCACCAUUCGGCCUGAUCCUCUACUACAUCUACAACUUUGUCAUCAUCGUCAUCCUGCUGAACGUGCUCAUCGCAUUGUACAAUUCGGCGUACGAAGACAUCUACGAAAACGCCAUCGACGAGUUUCUGGCCCUCUUCGCGCAGAAGACGUUGCAAUUCGUUCGGGCACCUGACGAGAAUGUCUUUAUCGCGCCAUUCAAUCUCAUUGAGAUAUUCGGUCUCAUCUUGCCGUUCGAGUGGUGGAUGCCGAAAGCGAGAUAUGAACAGCUGAACGAUCUCGUCAUGGGUGUGAUAUACAGUCCUUUGCUGUGCGUCACUGCCCUACUCGAAACCAGAACAGCCCGCAAGGUACGCUGGAACCGUAGCCGCCAUGAAGCUGAUGACGAUACUGUCGAGGAAUGGGAACAACUCGAGGGCGAGCUGGAUGUCGAAGGCACCGGAUGGAGCAAGAGGGUGGAAGAAACCGCCCCUAACGUCAUCUCGGAUGCUGCGUUGACAGAAUUGAAGGAUCUCAAGGAGCAGAUGAAGGAGCUCAAAAACAUGGUUCGAGAAAUGACACCACAAGCUGAUGGCGCAGAUGGUGGACGUGCCUAG